This is a messenger RNA of Arvicola amphibius (Eurasian water vole), 3886 nucleotides long. RefSeq names its product LRR binding FLII interacting protein 2 (gene Lrrfip2). Gene Ontology annotation, biological process: regulation of DNA-templated transcription. The transcript has 29 exons. The record is from RefSeq and is a predicted model, not a curated record. The coding region runs from base 462 to 2624 and encodes 720 amino acids. Lineage: Eukaryota; Metazoa; Chordata; Mammalia; Rodentia; Cricetidae.
UGGUUUUCCUUUGCUGUGGCUGUCCAGCAGGAAACAGGGGACGUAAGAAAAUAGAGGAGAAAAGUUCAAGUGUUUGCUUUAUGUAUUUUUCUUCCCACCUCGAGACGUACAGACAAAAUGCUGGAACAUAUGACUAAAGGGCACCCUAAACUUUCAUUAUUUGUAGCGCUUUUUGAUUUUCCCAUUUAGUGACUCAGCAUUUUUGUCACAGUUUUUGUACAGUAGGCUGAUUUACUCCAAGCGGUAUAAGGAUAAAGAGUGACCGCUAUUUGUGCUGUGUUGCCACAAUGGGAAGAGAUGCAGAAAAGGAACGAGGAGCUAGAGUGCAGGAUGUGGGAAGACAAAUGAAGGGGUUUCGAUGCCAAAUGAAUGUCAGCGGAAAGGAGAGCUACGGACACUGAGGGCUGAACACAAGUAAACUCAUUUUUCAGAGUUAAAGAAUUAUUUAAAAAAAAAACAAGAUGGGGACGCCUGGUUCUGGAAGGAAAAGAACACCCGUGAAAGAUCGAUUUUCUGCAGAAGACGAGGCUUUGAGUAACAUCGCUAGAGAGGCAGAAGCAAGGCUAGCAGCAAAGCGGGCCGCCCGGGCCGAAGCGAGAGACAUCCGCAUGAGGGAACUGGAACGACAGCAAAGAGAGCCUUCUCAUCAUUGCUCUGACCGGAAAUGGGGACAGAUUCAAAAGUGGCUGGAAGACUCAGAGAGGGCCAGGUAUUCUCACCGGUCUGGCCAUCACCGUUCUUAUCUGGGAGUUGAGGAUACAUUGUGUCUUCGAAGCCUUGGCAGUCACAGGUACGAUACCCUCAAGGACAGAUCAUCAAGGGUUCCAUCAUUAAAUUAUUCUUACAGUCACACCUAUGGGAUGAAGAAGCGAUCUUCUAGUUCUCAUAAAGACCCCCUGAGUGGCCUCUAUUUUGACCAGAGAAACUAUAGCAGUCUUAGACAUAGCAAACCUGCCUCUGCCUGCUACUAUCGGUCUUCUUCCCUGUGCAGUGACCCUCUGGGGACAUCGAGUAAGAACAGGGCCUCCUCUGCUGCAAAUUCUGGUCUGCUGAGAAGUGCCAGCCUGGCAUCAUUGUCUGGUGGUGGAUUAUAUAACCCUUAUGGUUCUCGAACUCCAUCUGAAUACAGUUACUACUCAUCGAGAGCAAGUUCCUCCCGAAGCAGUCCUGUGUCUAUCGACGAUGACACCGCAAGCAUUGUGUCUUCUGAUCGUGCCAGUCGUGGGCGAAGGGACAGUGUGGUCUCUGCUGCUGAUUAUUUUAGUCGCUCCAAUCGUAGGGGGAGUGUUGUCUCUGAGGUGGAUGACGCCGGCAUCUCAGACUUGACCAGCUUGGAUGAAAAAUCAGACAAACAGUAUGCUGAAAAUUACACAAGACCUUCAUCUCGAAAUUCUGCCUCAGCUACGACACCUCUAAGUGGAAACUCAUCCAGACGGGGCAGCGGGGACACCAGCAGCUUAAUAGACCCAGACACCUCGUUAAGUGAACUGCGGGACAUCUAUGACCUGAAGGACCAGAUACAUGAUGUAGAAGGGAGAUACAUGCAGGGACUUAAGGAACUGAAGGAGUCUUUGUCUGAAGUCGAAGAGAAAUACAAGAAAGCCAUGGUGUCCAAUGCACAGCUCGACAAUGAGAAGAACAACCUGAUCUACCAGGUGGACACCCUCAAGGACGUUAUUGAAGAGCAGGAGGAACAGAUGGCAGAGUUUUACAGAGAAAAUGAAGAGAAAUCAAAGGAGUUAGAAAGGCAGAAACAUAUGUGCAGUGUGUUGCAGCAUAAAAUGGAUGAACUCAAAGAAGGCCUUCGGCAGAGAGACGAGCUCAUUGAGGAGAAUCAGCGCCUUCAGCAGAAAGUAGAUACCGUGACAAAAGAGGUGUUUGACCUCCAAGAGACCCUGCUUUGGAAAGAUAAAACAAUUGGGGCCCUAGAGAAACAGAAAGAGUACAUUACCUGCCUCAGGAGUGAGCGAGAUGCGCUCAGAGAGGAGCUGCCUGACCUGCAGGAGACAGUGGCGACAGCAGAGAAACAUGGCUUAGUUAUAAUCCCAGACAGCACUCCCAAUGGUGAUGUCAAUCAUGAACCUGUGGCUGGAGCCAUUACUGCUGUGUCUCAGGAAGCGGCUCAGGUCUUGGAGUCAGCAGGAGAAGGGCCACUAGAUGUGAGGCUACGGAAACUUGCUGGCGAAAAGGAGGAGCUCCUGUCACAGGUUAGAAGACUGAAGCUGCAGAUAGAGGAAGAACGGCAGAAGUCUGCAAGGAAUGACGGCACAUCUGGGGACCUGGCGGGACUGCAGAAUGGCUCAGAUUUGCAGUUCAUUGAGAUGCAGAGAGAUGCCAAUAGACAAAUUAGUGAAUACAAAUUCAAGCUUUCCAAAGCAGAACAGGACAUAACCACCUUGGAACAAAGUGUCAGCCGGCUUGAGGGCCAGGUGCUGCGCUACAGAACUGCCGCUGAGAAUGCAGAGAAAAUCGAAGAUGAGCUGAAAGCAGAAAAGAGGAAGCUGCAGCGAGAGCUACGGACAGCACUGGACAAGAUCGAGGAGAUGGAGAUGACCAACAGCCACCUGGCAAAGCGGCUGGAGAAGAUGAAGGCCAACAGGACAGCCCUGCUAGCCCAGCAGUAGGGGACGGACCUUCUGCCUGGGUGCUGCUCUGAGGGCUGCCCAGAGACACUGACUCUUUGUAUAUUGACACAAGCUUUUCGAGUACUGUUUGAGUCUUGUCAUUAAACAGCCACCUUUGUAUUUUAUAAUUUAUGAGAAUGAAGCAGGUCUAAUUGUCAUGAAUUUGAAUUUUGUUUGUAGUUCACUUCUAGCGUGAGAACUAGUCUGUGCUGUUUUAUUUUUAAUUUUCAAUAUCCUAGAAUCAUGUGUUCUCACCAUCUUCCUCCAGCUGCCUCAUUGACUGGGCACGUGGGAGGCUGUGGUGUGGGUCUGGAGGAUAGCCGUUCUGAGUGCUGAGACACUUGCUGGAGACCUCAAAACACAAGUGCCUUCUCCACGGUGUGAUCCAAGCUUCAGAGACCGAGUGGCCAAGAUUCCUACUCUUCUCCCAGAGCAUUUAUAUUUCAGUGAGGAAGUAUUCAGGGGUGGGGAGUCUGUGUUUCGAUCAAAUUUAUGUUUGGAGAAAAAAGGCCUUUUUUUGUAAGAUAUUUAAAUUUAUAUAAAAAUGUUAGAAAAAGAUAUGGGGAGUGUAUAUUAAACUUGAUUGCAUGUGGCAGAGGAAGUCUAGACUUUUACUCUUAAAAUUAAGAGUAGGGUCCUUAGUCUGCGUAUCCACUGUGCUGUUCCUUGUAUUUUCAUCUGCUGCUGAUUUGUGAAAUGAAACCUCAGACAAGCUCGAGGGUUGAGGGAGGGCAGUACAGGCAGGUAGGGAAUCUGCCUGAAAACUAUUAAACAAACCCUCCUGCCAUCCAGGAUUGGCGGACACAGUCAUUGUUACUGAAGCUUUUUAGGACAAAUCAUGGCAACCAUGUACAGUCCUGUCUUGCCUUCUUCUUUUCUCAAGACGAGAUAACCCAGAACACAGAACUUUUAAAGUUUUUUGAGAGACAGCGUCUAUGUAGCCAGGUUGGCCUUCACCUCAUAGUCAUCGUCCUUGGGCCUUUUGAGUGCUGGGACUCCAUCCAUUGCCUGGCUCUAGAAUAGACACGCCUAAGAACUUGCAUUUCAUCUCUAAAGGCACCAGUUCAAGAUAUCUCCCUCCCCUACCAUAGCCACUUCACAGGGUUUGUGAUUCUCUUUUGUCAGAAUCAAGGUGGUUUCGUGGGAAUGAUUACUGUAGCUCAAAGUGUUUACAAAGAAACUAUAUUGAGGAAAAGUCUAAUGAAUCAAAGCCUCUUAAUAAAUCUAGACUUGGAACUAGAUAAUAAAGUUAACUAAAAAGU